Linderina pennispora is the source of this 1926-nucleotide messenger RNA. RefSeq lists its product as uncharacterized. The record is from RefSeq and is a predicted model, not a curated record. The transcript is spliced from 2 exons. Lineage: Eukaryota; Fungi; Kickxellomycota; Kickxellomycetes; Kickxellales; Kickxellaceae. Bases 369 to 1862 code for a protein of 497 amino acids.
GGGCAAGCGCAUCUCGCGGUUGUCUAGACAGCGCGCCAGUGGUAUCGACAGCGUCAGAGGUAGAAGCGUGAGUGCCGAAGUGGACGUGGAGGUCGACAUUGAUGGACGAGAUAGCCCUAUUAGCGCUGAGGUAUCGAGGAUCGAUGGCAAACUGUUAGGGAAGAAGCGCUCCAGGACAUCAUCGCCCCGCCCUACUAAGCAGCGCGAAGGACCAAACGUCGUCAUCUCGCGCCAAUGGUUCCAGUGAGGUAGGCAAAGGUGGAUCAGCAGGUGCUCACAAACGCGAGAUUCAUGCUCUGCAGCGGUUACGCGAGGAGGCCGAGAAGCCACAAGUCAACUAUUACUUUUCGUCAGCCAAUUCCACAAAGAUGUCGCGCGACGAGCGCAAGCUGCAGGCACUGAUGGGUGCAUUCGAGAAGCUCGAGAAGAAGAAUCAGCCCAGGCAAAAGCGCCGGUUGUCAGGCGAGCUUCCCAAUACCAGGCAGCCGCGGAUUCGCAAAGAUGGAGGUGGCUCUUCGAUGUCACCAACCAAGGCCGAUGCACGCCAGAGCAAGAUGUCAAAUGCAGCCACUGGCGGAGAUUACGAGGUCGAUGGAGUGCUUGUCCGCAACGGUGCGACAACCAGCUCAAAGACAUCCCCCAAGCAACGAGGCACCCGGCCGCAGAAGAAGCGUAUUAUUGACGACGAUGACGAGGAGGAGUGGCCUGUCAGCGAUGGCACUGAUGAUGUCACUGGCUCACGAAUGCAGAAACGCCAGAACCGACAUACAGAACGUAACCUACCGCCUGUUGCCAAGCGUCCUAGGCACACUGCUGAGCAUACCAGUGGUAGCACCAGCGUAGUGAGCACUGUCGAGGCCACAAGUGGCAGCGUGAUUGUUACAACGGUCGAUGGUACUGUCCAGGAGCGGAGAUCCAUCACCCCAAGCAACUUGUUUGAGCCCACACAUUCGACAACCAGCUCGCCCACGGUGGAGAUCAAGCGUGAGCCGCUUUCUGCAUCAUCGACCCACCAGCAACCGCUGUCUGCUGGAAACAGGGAGUCAGCAAUUAGAAGCCCGUCCCGUGGUAACAGCAAUGUGCGCAAGGAGCAUCGCUCAAAGCACGGCCACACCGAGGGCGGACGGACUAUUGUCGAAGAUGCAGACCCGCAGAGCUCUUCUCCGAUGACACCGUCGAAAAUCGCAGCUCAGGCCAUCAGGUACCUUCCGUUGUACACGAUUCAGCUGCCAUCAGAAAAGUCGGUGCCCAUGCUUGAUUACUAUGUCGUCGAUCUGCAGAUUCGCCUACUGCUUGGAAUGCCCAUCUACACACCAUCCUCUACCAAGGCCAAGACCAAGGUUGGGGCAGACGGUAAGCGACCCUCCGAGUGCAAUCCGCUGUUUGUCGCAUACCCACACCUGCACCGGCAACAGAUCAACGGGCCGCUGUCGGGGAAGCCCACCACUGAUGGCUCUUCGAAGGACCCUGCUGAUAGCGAGAUCGUCAGCCAGUUCACGUUGCACGAGAAGAAGCGCUUUAUUGCCUUGAGCCUGUCCUUUGUCAGACUGGACGAGGUCGUCGAAAUCAUCAAGCGUGACUAUCCGCAAGUGAGCAAGCAUCUUAUCACCCUCACCCUCGACAUUGACAGCCUGGCGUCCGGUACCGACAGCUCUGUCGACACUCCUGCAACUGGUGACGAUUUGGCAAGCGCGCCGCCUGCAGGAGUAAAGCUGAGGCGCAUGGCCAGCCUGGCUCAGGAAUCAAAACCCAAAGAGUCUUGCCCAGUGUGGAAUGGCCCACAGAAGAUGCUGCCGCUCAAGUACGCGAUGAAGCUGCACUAUCGAAACUACACCGCGUUUGUAGAUGGCAAGAGGGCUUGAAGUGUGAUAGUGGCCAUUUGCCAUUCCCCAACUCGACUCUUGUUUAUUGUAAAUGUUACUAGAA